AUGAAAGAACUACUCGAACAACUCAGCCAACUGACCAUCAAACUAUUCAUCCUCACCUGGUACUCCCCACUCUCCAACUCACCCACCCCCAAACUACACCAGCCAUUCAUCAGACACAUCAACACUAUCAUCACCACCAGCAAGCUCAGCUGCCAGACAGACACCAUCAUCAGCCUACUCCUACUCCAACUACCACUCACCCUCAACAGACAUCUAGAAUACAUCCAAACCAUCCAAGCACUAACAACAACCGAACAACAUGACUUCAACACCCUCUUCAUCCAGCUCCAUCCACAUCCAGCACUCAUCAAAACCACUACUACCAUCGCAGUCUCACCCAGCUAUCUACGACUGCUCAUCGAAGCCAUCCUCAAGAUCCUCCUGCCCAAGAACGACUACGACUCCGAGCCAGAACGACUGAUCAUCAGGGAGACCAUCCUCAACCAGCUCCUCCUGCCGCUCUUCACCAUCCUCAGCCAACCCAGCCAGAUCCAUCGCCUCCUGCUCACCAACCUAUUAUCAUCUUCCCCAAGAACUCAGCCUGCUGCCCCUCCGCCGCCUCCCCCACAGCAUUCACAUGGCUUCCUCACCCCGAUCAUCCUCCUCCUCAACUCGCUCGGCUCGCUCCUCCUCCAUCUCUCCACCCUCCUCGGCUCCUUCAUCCUCCUCCUCUCCUCCCCCCCGCCCAUCCCUCUCAACCACCAGCUCCUCAAUAACAACCUCCUCUUCCUGCCGCUCCUCGACUUGUCCUUCUCCCUCCUCGGAAAACCCGGCCAUCUGGCCCAACUCUUUUGGCUCCUCAAGAUCUUCGCACGGCUCUUCCAUCGGCUCUUACUCAAGAUCGCAGUACGGGUGUUGUACGACCAUCUCUUGAGUCCCUCGGCGACCACCAAGCACCUGCAAGCCGUCCUGGCGCUGCUGCACUCGCUCGACCAAAGCCCAGCCGCGCCGUCCUCCUCCUCCUCAGAAGCAGGACGGACGGAGAGCUGGACGGACGACGAGAGCCAAGCGAAGCUCGAGGAGCUGCUGGCCUCCUACCUCUCCUCGCCGCUCUUCUUCUACCUCAUCCAUCCUCACCCUCCAAUCCUAAGCAACAAUAUCGACCCACAGGAGCAAGAGGAGCUGAUCAAGCGACGCUUCGUUCGGCAAACCCUCCUCCGAACCCUCAACUCCCCCGUCGCCAACCAAGCCCUCCUGUUGGAGCUCCUCGACCUCUUCUCGGUCUCCCUCUUUCCCCAGAUCAUCGAGCCUACCCCUCCUUCUCCUCCUCCUCCUUCUUCUUCCUCCCCCGCUUCGCCUGCUUCUUCUUCUCCUCCUCCGAUUAUUCAUUAG
Molecule: messenger RNA, 1332 nt
Organism: Puccinia graminis f. sp. tritici CRL 75-36-700-3
Lineage: Eukaryota; Fungi; Basidiomycota; Pucciniomycetes; Pucciniales; Pucciniaceae
Exons: 2
Coding region: 1-1332 (443 amino acids)
Cellular component (GO): intracellular membrane-bounded organelle
Molecular function (GO): phosphatidylinositol binding
Source: RefSeq, a predicted model, not a curated record